UUCUAUACACCUCUUAAAAAAAACAAAGUCGUGUAACAUUCUCUCUCUCUCUCUGUUUAUCUUCCCUCGCAAUCUUCUUGAUCAUCCUUCAAUAACAUGUCUAAAGAAGAAAACCUAUCACAGCCAAAGCCAUCAGAGACUGAAGAACCGAAGGGUGCAGCGGACAAGUUAUUGUUAGAUGGUGAAACUAGUGACUGGUCGACCUUAACUAGAGAUCAUCGGGAUUGCCAGACCCCGAGUUCCAUCGAUCACAGGAUCCCUACUUCCCAGAGCUGCCCUGCAACUCCUCGUAAAACGGUUCAGCGAAAGAGGAAACGCUCGGAGUCGUCGGAGCCACAGUUUUUUGAGACCACAAGAGGCGAGGAGGUAGAGUCGUUUUUCCGUUCCAAUUUCAAGCUAUCUAAAGUGACUAGGUCUCGUGACCAUAAAAGAAGAUCUACCAGCAUGUAUAAACAUCAGGAGGAGGAGUCGCGGUAGUGCCAAGACACUCAUCGUAGAACGCAUGGCGAUGGACGGGAAGGCGGAUGUUUAGGCCCAGGGCCAGGAAAGCACUUGAAAUUAAAUGAUCGGUCCCAAAUGAGGGAAAUUUAAGGUAUAUUUACAUCAUUCUGGAUGCUUCUUUGGUUCUCCAACGUUCCAAUCUCACACAACAGGCAACGACCCGAAAGCCAAAGAAAACCGAUAUAUCUUGAGUUAUUGUGACACUCAUGAUGUGGUCUUCUGCUAAAACUCAUACUCCAAGAGUUCAUGUUAUGAACUUCAUAUUGCACAUUGGUGAUUUGUAAUCUGCCUAUUUGCUCCCUGAAGAUUCAAUGAUAUCUCUGUUCUAUUUGUUGAUUCCGUGAA
This is a messenger RNA of Punica granatum (pomegranate), 846 nucleotides long. Lineage: Eukaryota; Viridiplantae; Streptophyta; Magnoliopsida; Myrtales; Lythraceae. The record is from RefSeq and is a predicted model, not a curated record.